Volvox carteri f. nagariensis is the source of this 2727-nucleotide messenger RNA. RefSeq lists its product as uncharacterized. The record is from RefSeq and is a predicted model, not a curated record. Bases 1 to 2727 code for a protein of 908 amino acids. The transcript is spliced from 5 exons. Gene Ontology annotation, cellular component: nucleus. NCBI's taxonomy places the organism in Eukaryota, Viridiplantae, Chlorophyta, Chlorophyceae, Chlamydomonadales, Volvocaceae. Gene Ontology annotation, biological process: regulation of DNA-templated transcription. Gene Ontology annotation, molecular function: DNA-binding transcription factor activity, RNA polymerase II-specific; RNA polymerase II cis-regulatory region sequence-specific DNA binding.
AUGGACGACGAAAAUAACUCGGAGGCUCCCGCAGCCGGAGAUAGUCCCGGCGCGGGGCGCGGCCAUAAACGCGAGCGGGGACUGUCCAAGGCUUUAUCUGUGCUGCGUGCUAGCACGAAAUUGCAGCAGCAGAAGCGGAGCUCUUCUAGCCAUGCGAGAGCCAUAGAGGAAGAGGAGGGAGGAGCUGAGGUUGAGGAAGACAGUGCCUCGAUUGAAGACUCCUCACGCCGCCGCACUGGCUCCGGCAUGACCUCGCUGCCGCGUAAUAUUAACAGGCAAAGGGCUCCUAGUAUAGUGGGCACGGUCGACGGACAGCGCCAAAGGAACGCACCCCGAGGCGAAUGGUCUCCGGCCGAGGAGGCAGUCCUAGCCAGGAAGCACAUGGAGCUCGGAAACAAGUGGACCACAAUCUCUCACUUCUUACCUGCACGCAGCGACAAUGACGUCAAGAACAUCUGGCACAGCACGCUUCGCUCCAAGAACUCGGAGCGCCGCUCCUUUCUCCGCACGUAUGCAAGAGCAGUACGUGACUGCGCGAACGACGCUGAGGCGCGCAAGCAAGCUUACGAAAUGGCACAGCGAGUCUGCGGGCCGCCCCAGCCCAUUGAGCAGGCGCUCGCGACCGUGCAGCAGCAAUACCAGCAGCAGUUGCAGAUGCAGGCCAAUCAACAGGAUGAGGUCCUGGCAGACGGUGAUUCACCCGAGUUCGAGCCCGACGCGGAGCGCGACAGCGACCAGCCAGCCCCCGGGCCUGGCCCCGAUGGACCUCAGCCCCAUUCCCAGGCGCCUCAGCCCGCCCAAGAGUCCCUAGGGGAGGUGGCAGUACGCUCCGGCACAUGCAGCCGUACAAACAGCGCGCCGGAUUCCCAGCAGCACAGCGGUGGGGCGAAAACCGCCGGCGGCGCCAUUGGCCUCGCCGGUACGGGGCUAGGAGGCGGCUUAUCGGGCGCGGGAGGGCAGCAGCCGCAGCCGCCCAGCAGCGGGGGGCUAGAGCUUGACGACUUUCUGGGCGGGGACCUGGAUCUGACCGCGGAGGACCUGAUGGCCAUGUUGGGGCCCCAGACGUCGUCGCAGCGGUGCGGUCCCGGAUCCGCCCUGCUCGACAGCAGCCUGGAUGCCGCCGGGGCCCAUGGAACCGUGUUCCACUGCGGCGACGGCGGCGGAGGCGGAGGCGGUCGGCCCUCCGGGCCCCCCCGCGGCGCCGCCGGGGACCGCCAACAGCAACAGCAGCUAUCAGUCCCGCUACUGCCCCCACAUCAUCUUCAAGAUAUGCAACAACAGCAGCAACAGCAACAGCCCGAUGCGUUUGAUUCAUUGCUAGCUGAACUUGAACAGAGGGGACGGUUACAUGUCGUACAACCCCACCCACCACUAGCCGGAAUGCUUAGCUUACCAUUACCAGAAAUGGGAACUCCGCAGCAGCAGCAACAGCCACAGCAGCAGCCGUUUUUUCAAGAUGACGUGCUCGGUUUGGGGCCGCUAGGCACGCCGUACGCGUCGUACUCCGCCGCCGCCUUCACCUCCCCCUACCAUUGCACUCCGGGACCGAACUCACUAGACCUUCAUUCAUUGGGUGCCGUACACCGGGUUGGCCCGGGCCUUGUGGCGCCCCACAACACCUACGGAGAACUUCAGAGCCUGGCGAGUUGCUCGUCCACAGCGGAAGUGCUGACGUCAGGGCAGCAAGGUUAUCUGGAUCCCGGAUCCAAGCAACACCUGCCGCAACUCAACCCCACCCACCUGCACCAGCACCAGCAGCUACAGCUGGGUCCUCAACCCCUGGGAGCUCCGCGGAGAGGCUCGGCCCUGGGAAUGUUCGGCACCACCGCUGUCGCCGCAUGCUGCAAUGAAAGCUACAGCAAUGGCAGCAGCGGACUCCUCUCGCCUCGGACGUUCGGUGCCCCCUUAGGCCUCACCAGCCUAAACGGCACGACACCGCAGCACCAGCACCAGCAGCGCCCGCCGGGGGCCACCGGCGGAACUCCGCGAUCGCUACAAACUGUGGGCAGUGGAGGAGGAGGCGGCGGCGGCGGCUGCUCUGCCACCGCUGCCUGGCAGUCUGGCAUUUGGGCGCCGGGGCUGCUCCGCGGCGUCGGCAGCGGCGCCAUCGCCACCGCCGCCACCGACAGCAGCCCCGCCGCCACUGCCGCCGUGGGCACUGAGUCGCUUACUGGCGAGGCUGCGGGCAGCGGCGCCGGCGCCUGCAUGACAGGGUCCGCGGGUGCAACGCCGCCGCCGCCGCCAGGCUCCGCCGUCACUGCCGUCGCUGCCGGUGACGGCGGCGGCUGCUGCGGCAGCGGCGGCUUCUCAGGUCAAACGGGCUCCGGUCUGCUGCCGGUCGACCUGCUGUCUUUCCUGGCGGCGCCCGCCAAGGUGGACGUCGUGACGAUGGGACUGGACUCGGGCGACCUCUUGGACUGUAUGGAUUGUGAGGGGGAGGCGCUGCCGGAGACUGGGAGCGCCGGCGGCGGCUGCGGCGGCAACGGCGGCGGCGGCAGCAUCAGCGGCUGCAGUGCGGCGGAACCCGCGGACCCCUUGACACUGCUCAUGUCGGGGAGGGGCUCGCUGGCACAGCGCCCGCCACCGCCGCAACAGCAGCAGCAGCAGGUUUCGGGUGGACGAGGCGGCCUGGUGUUGCGGGGGGCAGGAGGAGGCGCGGGGGGAGGCGGCUGGCGUCGGGCUGGGGCCAGCAUCUCCAAAUUGCUCGGAGUGGCUGACAAAUCGUAG